Molecule: messenger RNA, 1896 nt
Organism: Micropterus dolomieu (smallmouth bass)
Lineage: Eukaryota; Metazoa; Chordata; Actinopteri; Centrarchiformes; Centrarchidae
Product: macrophage mannose receptor 1-like
Exons: 5
Coding region: 192-1313 (373 amino acids)
Source: RefSeq, a predicted model, not a curated record
UGUACAGACUGUGAAAACAACUUUCCUCCACUGAGGACAAUAAUGAAUGAAUCUGAAUCUGAACUCAGUUUGCAUAGUUGCCUCUAUUCUGCGUGUUCACAUGUAUUUUCUUUAAAGUGACACAAUUUGGUAAAAUCAUUGUGUUUGGUUCUCUGCACACUAAAAUAUCAGUUUCCUCUAACAGAGCAAAGAUGCAGUGGAGUCUGUUUCUGCUCAUUCUGAUGGGUCAGUGGUCCUUCUUCGCAUGUCAUCUCUAUGAGUAUCACUUUGUUGGAGAGAAGAAGACCUGGGAUGAAGCCCAGAAGUAUUGCAGAGAGAAAUAUAUUGACCUGGCCACAGUGUCUAACAUGGCAGACAUGAAGAGACUCAAUGACACUACAGUGCAGCAAGGAGAAGCCUGGAUUGGGAUGUACAACCAAACACAAUCCAACAGGAUGUGGCACUGGUCUAUGCCAGGAGUGGAGUUCAAAGAAAGCGAGACAAAUUGGACCUCGGGAGAACCGAAUGAUAAUGGAGGAGUAGAGAACUGUGUGUUUAUACGGAAGGAUAGCAAUUGGAGAGAUGGGCCUUGUGAACAUGAGAGUUAUUUCAUCUGUUAUGAUGAAAAUAAUGCAACAGACAAAUACCAUCUGAUUAAAGAGAAGAAGAAGUGGCCAGCGGCUCAAGAAUACUGUAGGGAGCGUUACACAGACCUGGUCAGUGGACUAAAGCAGUUUCAAGACAUGUCACAAAAACUCGCUGUAGACAUCCAGUCUGUAAACAAAGAUAUGUGGGUGUGGAUCGGCCUGUUCAGAGACACCUGGAUGUGGUCAGAUGGGAGCAGUUUCUCUUUCAGAAACUGGGAUCUGAAUCAGCCAGGCAGUAAGAAAUGUGCCAUGACUGAGUUAAAUGGAUCUGGAAAAUGGAGCUCUGAUGACUGCAAUGAAAGAAAACCCUUCUUCUGCUAUGACGUUUCUUCCAUGACAGAUAAAGUGAUCCUGAUCAAAGAAAGUAAGACCUGGGAGGAGGCCUUAUAUUACUGCAGAGAGAACUACAGUGACCUGGUCUCCAUCACUAACCGUCACCAGCAGAGAUGGGUCCAAGAGAGAGCCAAGAACGCCUCAACUGAUUUCGUCUGGCUGGGACUGCGCUACACCUGCACUCUGGAUUUCUGGUUCUGGGUCAGCAAUGAUGUUGUCAACUAUACAAACUGGGCCCCAGGAGAAAAGACUGAUGACUGUGGCAUGUCUGGAGCCAUGGACAGAGGAGGACAACAUCAGUGGUUCACAAAGCUGGAUAAUAACAAGUUUAAUUUCAUCUGUUCUAAGUGUUGAAACCCACUCUGCUCACUGGUGUCAGAUGUUUUAUUCAUUCACUCACGUUGUGUUUAGUGGUGUAAUACUUUUGAAGAAGUCUACACUAUAUAUCUUCUUUGGGUUUAUUGAAUGGCUUUCUGGGAAAAGUGGCCACACUGAAUUUAGUCACAAAGUACCACAAGAUUACUGAGGAUGUGGCCAAUAACAAGUUUUUCUGUCUCCUUUUUCUGAUUCACUGAUUGAUGACUAGAUGCAAGAUCACAGUGACUGUUUGUUAUUCUCUGAGGUUGUUGUGAUAUUUUCUUUCUCUUAAAGUGUAGAUCUUUUAUUAAUCGUUAUCUUCUAUAAUUCAAAAUGUGUAUUUUGUUUUCCUAUCUAUAUCUUUUCAAGAGAAAAUAGGAAUAAAUACACACAUCCACAGUAUACUAUACUGCUUUAACUUUGCCUCUAUAUAUUUAAUAUUAAACAUUUUAAGUUUCGGUAGAGAUUUGGUGAUGGGGUCAUAUUAUGUGAAAUCUCAAAUGUCUUCUUUGAUGGUCAUAUAUUUGCAUUUUUAUGUAAACAGUUUUCUCUGAGGUUAAAUAAACUGUUAAUCCAUGGA